AUGAUCAGUACCUCUACGACGUCUGGCCCGUCUGCGCGAUUGGGAGGAGUGCACUGGCACAACGUCACUGCUCUCUCGCACCUCGCCGCUGUGCUGGCCAACCCGCCGCCGCGCAGGGGUCGAUACCUGUGCACGCUGGGUCGGAUCAAAAGUGUCGAGACCGUGGAGUGCCAACACGGCUUAGGGAUCGCGCUCGACCUCGAAGAUACCGUUGGCACUCAGUGGCACCUUUCCUUCCGUCGUGCUGCGCACCAUGCGUGGAUCAAACCGAUCCUGCCCGACCUGGCCAUCGAUCACAUCGCCUUCUUGCAGAUCUACAUCCCACCCCGACCCCGCCACCGUCACCGCACGGGGGAUGAUGAAGAGGUCGAGCCGCAGUUGGUCUUCAUGGUCGCUCUCGCCCUGUCCGAGUUGGAUAGCAACGAGAGGCGGCUACUCCGCAAGGUCGACCGAUACGCCCGCAAGCUGGCCAGGAUCCAGCGCAAGGCGCCCAAUCUCGUCGACUAUGAUAGGUGGCUGGGCCUGCUUCAGUACAGCUGCAGGGAGUGGCGCGAGAGGAUGUAG
Molecule: messenger RNA, 564 nt
Organism: Pseudozyma flocculosa PF-1
Lineage: Eukaryota; Fungi; Basidiomycota; Ustilaginomycetes; Ustilaginales; Ustilaginaceae
Exons: 2
Coding region: 1-564 (187 amino acids)
Source: RefSeq, a predicted model, not a curated record